AUGAUCAAGAAUGCUGCAAAGUACACGGAUGUUUGGAAGAUUAAGAAAUUUUCAAAGUUAAAAGAUGAAUGCUAUUACUCCAAACCAUUCACCGCAGGGAACCAGAGAUGGAAGAUAGUGAUAUAUCCCAAGGGAAAUAGUACUUCAAAGGGUACCCAUCUUUCACUUUACUUAACAUUGGCUGAUGUAAAAAAGUUACAUCCUCGCUCCCAAAUCCUUACAAAGAUUACCUUGCGCAUUGUAGAUCAAAUGCAUCACAAGCUUCAUUGUUGUAUAUCAGGUAAUUUUUGGUUCAGCGCUUCCCAAAGGAGUUGGGGUCGGGCGUCAUUCAUCACACUGGUCACUUUGAAUGAGGCAGACGAAGGCUUUUUGAUGAACAAUACUUGCAUAGUGGAGGCAGACGUCACCGUCGUUGCACUUGCUAAAGCACUAUAG
Molecule: messenger RNA, 435 nt
Organism: Malus domestica (apple)
Lineage: Eukaryota; Viridiplantae; Streptophyta; Magnoliopsida; Rosales; Rosaceae
Source: RefSeq, a predicted model, not a curated record